AAUGUACUAAAAAUGCGCAAGCCGCAAUUUGUAUUAUAAACCAGCCGACAGCCGUCUACAGCAGAAAAUUCUCUUAUGCGACGAGCGGUCACACCGAGUACGACAGCUGUUUUGAAAUGGAGGCUCUGUUAAAAUAUCGUUAUAGUUUUUUAGCUGGCGCUUGCGCUGCUGGCGGCAGCUUCUUUGGCAAGUUGCCCAGCUAUCUUAGCGCCCUACGCUUGGUGAAAUCAACAACCGGCAAUUCGUAUGUGGAAGUUGCACUGAUCCAAUUGCUGCCUCUGAUCCUUAUGCUACUCUGCAAUGUUUGCAACAUGCGCUACUUUCUGAAGGCGCUGCAAAUGUCACAGCAAACACUCACGGCAACCGUCUUGACAGCCGCCUCCAAUUAUGUCUUAUCGUUCAUUUUAGGUGUACUCGUUUAUCAAGAGCCGCUGUCGACAUUAUCCGGCAUUGGUAUAUCAUUUAUAUUGGCAGGUCUUUGGUUUCUAUGCGACUCUCCAACAAAAACUGAAAUUAAGAGCAAGCAAUCUUAGAAACUAUGAAUUGUAUUUAUUUAGGCAUUAGGCAAGUUUUACUGUAAACGAAAAAUCACUUAACGAAAGAAAUUCCAAUUGCAAGCAAACUUGUUUUUCUACUUAACGAAAUCAAAUCCAAUUAUAAACCCAUCUCAAUUGCCCACCUGACGAAAGCAGCUCCAUCUACAAAUUCAACCAAUUUCGAUCUUAACGAAUCCAAUUCAAAUUAAGUUUCAAUUCAGGCAAAUGGCCUGCAAAAUGAAAAAACAUUUGCUACUUAUAUAAUUGUUGUUUAAUGUACUAUUUUGCAAAUACAUAAUUCAUGUUUGUUUCUUUGUUUAUAAUGCACAUAAGUGGGGCAUAAUGUUGUAAUGCAAUAAUUGUUAAUACAGUUCUCUACAUAUAAUUCAUUGUAGAUAUCUAUUAAAUAUAUGCGCGCAUUUCAAAUUUUUUUGCUCUGUGCUGGCAGAAAAAACAAAGAUUUAUAACCAAAUGCAAUAAAAAAGAAAAUAAAUUGUAGUAAGAGCACAAACUAUAAAUAUAUUUGUUUAUAGUAAAUUACAUAAGUUGCAUUCCGUUCGUUUGUUUUGUUUUUCAUAUUUUCAUCAUCCAUUCGCAAUGUAUUAUAUUAGUUAAUUAAAUAUAAUUUGUAUGUUUCAAAAAUGUAAUUUAAUUGCUAAGACGUAUAAAUACUUUUAUUUUCUGUUUCCAUGUAUUUAUUUUAACGUGAAAAGUUGUACGCACUUUUCUCAGCUCCUUCUCGUUUCCUCUUUAGUUUUGUAUCCGUUCCUUCGUUUCGCUUCGCUUCCUUCCUUUUCAAGUCGCAGCUGUUUGUCCGCACGCUUCUUUUGCAAUCAAUUUAAAUAUAUUUAAUUUGUUUUUGUAUUUUGCUCUUGGGUUUUAGAAACCCAAUUUACAUUAUAUUCUUGUUGGUUGUUGCUUUUGUUUUGUGUAUGUGUUUUUGAACUUUCCUGUAUGUUUGUUGUUUGUCGUGUGGUGUUUUGUUAAGUGUUCAUCUAAUUACUAUGUUUUUUUUUUGUUUUUAUUAUUAAUUAAUUAAUUAAAUAAAUCAUUAUAUAGAAACAUUUAAUUGUAUUUGAAAAAAAUGCGCAAACUGUUUCCGUUUGUAUUCUUUUUUGGAGUUUUUUUUUGCGCGUUGCCGACUAACGGUAAAUCGACUGCUAACGUGGCAACGCUGCGUGUAAAGUAUGUGUGAACGUGAAGGAUGUGGAUGUG
Molecule: messenger RNA, 1751 nt
Organism: Drosophila albomicans
Lineage: Eukaryota; Metazoa; Arthropoda; Insecta; Diptera; Drosophilidae
Exons: 3
Coding region: 117-533 (138 amino acids)
Source: RefSeq, a predicted model, not a curated record